CUGCAGCACCAGGGACACCAACAACACCAACACCUCCUCCCUCCUGCUCCAUCUAAACAGCGCCACCAGGUUGCAGACAUGUCCUCAGAGGUCCUGCAGGUUGCUGCUCUGGGCCAGCCGUUCACUCUGGGGAUGCUCUAUGAUGCUCGAAGAGACAGUAUCACUUCAGGACUCCCAUUGUGGGAUCAAACAACGAUACAAGCAAACACAACUGAUUCCCUUCAGAGCAGCAGUGCCUUUGAGAUCUCUGCGUCCGACUCCACUCAGUCCAAAUCGUCCCUCCUGGAUGUUGAAGCUUCAGUGAAAGCCAGUUUCCUCGGAGGUCUGAUUAAAGUCGGAGGAUCUGCCGAAUACCUGACAGACCAGAAGAAGUUCAUGAACCAGAGCAGAGUAACCUUUCAGUACAAAGCCACCACCCACUUCAAACAGCUGUCAAUGACUCGUCUCAGUGCAGAUGAAGGUUUGAUUGAGAGAAGUUCUGCUACUCAUGUGGUCACUGGCAUCCUUUAUGGGGCAAACGCUUUCUUUGUGUUUGACAGUCAGAAGUUAGACUCCAGCAAUGUCCAAAAAAUCAGUGGCAGCAUGCAAGCUGUGAUCAAGAAGAUUCCUACCUUCAAUGUGGAGGGACAAGCUCAGAUCCAGCUGACCGACGAAGAAAAAGCCCUGGUUCAGACGUUCUCCUGUAAGUUUUAUGGCGAUCUCAAUCUUCCAAGUAACCCGACAACAUUUGAAGAAGCUGUGAAGACCUACGUAGAGCUGCCAAAGCUGCUGAAGUCACAGGCAGAGAAACUCGUUCCCUUGAAGGUUUGGCUGAUGCCUCUGACAAAUCUGGCUUCAACAGCUCCGAAGCUCAUGAGCGGCAUCAGUGUUGGUCUGGUGAGGAAGGUUGAAGAAACUCUGGAAGACAUGAAGCAGAUGAAAUCCAGAUGUAAUGAUGCUCUGGUUGAUGAAAUAAUUGAGAAAUUUCCACAGAUUAAAGAAGACCUAAGUCGUUACCAGAAGCUGUGUAAUGACUACACAUCUAACCUCCGAAAGACCCUGGAGACAAAGCUUCCCUCCAUCCGUGAAGGCAACGAGGAUGAGAGCUCAUUGAGACAACUCUUUGACAGCAGAGACACGUCACCGUUUAGUCAUGAAAAACUACUCAAGUGGCUGGAGGGUAAAGAGAGAGAAAUCAACAUCAUGAGGUCCUGCGUGGAAAUAAUGGAGGGAAUCAAGAUCGUCCACAAUCAGUCCGAACUGGAUCGAGAAGUUCUCAAUCCAGGUAUCAAAGAAGCUCUGUGCUUUGUGUUCACCUCUUUGGAAAGUGCUGACCCCUGUCUGGAUGCAAUGGCUCAAUUCCUGGAUUCAGUUCAGUCCAGCAGCGCCAAUGACGUCCCGUGGUACUACUCAGAGGAGGUGUUCAACCGAAUCACAGAAAAAGCCAAAAUCUUCCACGAACUUGCAACUAAGUUCAAGAACAACAGUGAGUUUCGCUUUCUGGUGGCAGCCAUCAAAAAUGACAAACACAUCGGAGCAACGAUCUACCAGUACAAAGACGCCAAGAUGAUCACUGAAGAUUUUACUGUGAAGGAUGUGCUUGGUCCUGUGGAGAAAAUCACAGAUAAAGAAGAUCUGAUCUGGUACUCCUGUGACCUGACUGUGGACCAAGACACUGUGGGCAACGAGCUCAUUCUGUCUGAGGAAAACAAGAAGGUCACAAAUGACGGUCAAACGUCCUACCCUGACAACCCAAGAAGGUUUCCAGUACCGCAGUUCAUGUGCCGAGAGGCCUUGACAAGACGCAGUUACUGGGAGGUCGAAUGGAGCCACAGUUCCAGAGAAGCAGUCAUUACAGGGGUCGCCUACGAGAGAAUUCAAAGGAGCGAUAAGCUUUGUAUUGUGGGAUAUAACUAUGACUCAUUAGGUCUUGGUCAUGCUGUAGUUGAGGAUCCACCCCCUAAACUACUCGCUUUUUUUGGUAGUAUGAAGGCAGUUUGGAAGGAACCCUGUCCCCCUGGCUGCACCCGGGUAGGAAUAUUUCUGGACUGGCCUGCUGGAAGUCUUUCCUUCUACAUGGUGUCCUCAAACCAGCUGACUCACCUCCACACCUUCCACACUCGCUUCUUCUAUCCAGUUUAUCCAGCCUUCUGGAUUGGAAGAUCCUCUAAUUAUGUUGAUCUGCGUCAAAAUUUAUGAAAAACCUAUGGUCAUGAGCAGGAUGUGGCCUGUUGGGUUUUGGGAGGGAUAUGUCCUUCAUCUAUGAAGGGCAAGUUUUAGUGAAUUAAUUUUGUCUUGGAGGAUAAGAAAGAACAUUAUUCUCAAAGUUUAAAUCUUCAUUUAUUUCUUCAUUUAAUUUGUACGAAGUAUUCAAGAAAGUGGAUGAUAAGUCAAACAUUUACUCCUGUCUUCUUUGACACAAACUGUGUUCAGACCUUCACACUGCAAAAAAAAAAAGAUGUUUUCAAAAGAACAGUGAAGAACAUGAAGUGAGAAGUUCCUCCAACCUGGUUCCACUGUUGGGUUUGUCAUUACUUGAUUAUUUUAGAAGAUCGAGAAUCAAUAUGUUGUGAU
Messenger RNA from Salarias fasciatus (jewelled blenny), 2553 nucleotides. Its product is annotated as stonustoxin subunit beta-like. Gene Ontology annotation, molecular function: protein binding. Bases 79 to 2178 code for a protein of 699 amino acids. The record is from RefSeq and is a predicted model, not a curated record. NCBI's taxonomy places the organism in Eukaryota, Metazoa, Chordata, Actinopteri, Blenniiformes, Blenniidae. The transcript is spliced from 4 exons.